UUAUUUCUAUUCUUUUUUAAUCAUUUUUCAAUGAACACUGUUUAGACGUUUUCGAGCCGUUCCGCGUAAAGAAUCUCUUGAAAAAAACCUUUGUAUCGUUUUUUUUUUGCUAAAGCUACCAAAAAUCGUUUCUUCAAUAGUUAAAGUAAAAAACAAUGUCGAAAUUUGUUAUACGUGGUCCUACUCGAUUGAGUGGUGUAGUGAUGAUAUCUGGUGCAAAGAAUGCAACAUUACCAAUUUUAUUUGCUUCUCUCUUAUCGAAUCGUCCAGUUGAAUUGCAAAAUGUUCCGAAUAACUUGGACGACGUUAGAAUCACCAUAAAACUUCUUUCCCAAUUUGGUGUAAAAAUAAAAAGGUGUAAAAGUUUAUUAUCCAUCGACGCACGUGAUAUGAAACAAUCACAUGUGCCAAAUAAAUUGUUAAAAGCGAUGAGAGCUUCUAUUUGGAUAUUGGCACCACUCUUAAUUCGUUUCGGCUACGCAGAAUUAUCAUUACCUGGAGGUUGUGCGAUUGGUUCACGUCCAAUUGACAUGCACCUGUCUGGUCUCGAACAACUUGGCGCUAAAAUCCAAUUUGAAAAUGGUGUCAUAAAGGCAAUUGCAUAUGAUCGUUUAACAGGUGCCAAUAUUUCAAUGGAGAAGGUUAGUGUUGGAGCGACCAUAACCACAAUGAUUGCAGCAACAUUAGCGAUUGGAACCACUGUUAUUGAAAAUGCAGCUCGAGAACCGGAAAUUGGUGAUACGGCAUUAUUUCUCAAUUCAAUUGGUGCUAAGAUCAGUGGUAUUGGAACUAAUCGAAUUGUCAUUAAAGGUGUUAAGCAAAUGAAUGGUGGAGUAUAUCGAAUAAUGCCCGAUCGAAUUGAAACCGGCACAUAUUUGGUAGCAGCAGCUGUGAGCUCAGGUAAAAUUGUAUGCCGUAAUACUAAAGCUGACACAUUGACCGUGGUUUUGGAAAAGCUGAAGGAAGCCGGAGCUGAAAUUGAAAUUGGCAAUAAUUGGAUUAGUUUGAAUAUGCAUGGCAAACGACCAAAUGCGGUUGAUAUAUGCACAGAACCAUAUCCAGGAUUUCCAACCGAUUUACAAGCACCUUUCACAUUGCUUAAUGUUGUGGGAUAUGGUACGGGUGUUAUUCAGGAAAAUAUUUUCGAAAAUCGUUUCAUGCAUGCACCAGAAUUGAUUCGAAUGGGCGCACAAAUUGAAAUAAAUAACAAACAUUUGGUUUGUAAAAAAUUCACAAAAUUGUACGGAGCUACAGUUAGAUCAACCGAUUUACGAGCGGCAGCCACUUUGGUAUUGGCAGCAUGCAUUGCUGAUGGUGAAACAUUUAUUGAAUCUAUUUUUCAUAUUGAACGCGGAUAUGAACGAAUCGAGGAAAAAAUGAGGAAGUUGGGCGCUGACAUUAAACGAAUAGGAUAAAGAAAUUAUCGAAAAAUUCAAAAUUAAAUGUACACUUUAAUACUAGCUUUAAUAGACUUGAUAUUGGUGUUGCUUUCAUGUUGGGAACUACGAAAGAAGUGUUUUAUACUUGUAAAAUUUAUAUUUAGCAAACAAGUUAAAAAAAAUAGCAUGUACUCAAUCUGUGUUAAUUUGAUGUCAUUUUUUUGAAAUCCAGAAACAUGUUACAUCUCGCUCUUACGGCCAAACUUGGAUGAGUUACUUGGAUGAGUUACAUUCCACCGAAGCAUAUUCAACAUUAUGACCAAGAAUCCAACGAAAACACUCAAGACGAAGCAGAAUAUGAAGUUAUUAUUUACAACAAUAACCGAUCAAACCCAAUCGAUGACAAUAUUUAAGCGGCAUUCCACUAAAACUACUCUCUUUUAUUUUAAAUUAAAUGUUAAGAAUUUUGAUACAAUUCGCAUGUUACUCAGUGCAUUCAUUCCUCGUUUUAUACGCCAAAUAGACUUUGAUGUGAAAAAAUGCGUAACAUUUCAUCCAAUUUGUAAAAUUACAUCUCGU
Contarinia nasturtii (swede midge) is the source of this 1958-nucleotide messenger RNA. Its product is annotated as UDP-N-acetylglucosamine 1-carboxyvinyltransferase-like. The record is from RefSeq and is a predicted model, not a curated record. The transcript has 2 exons. The coding region runs from base 156 to 1415 and encodes 419 amino acids. NCBI's taxonomy places the organism in Eukaryota, Metazoa, Arthropoda, Insecta, Diptera, Cecidomyiidae. Gene Ontology annotation, biological process: peptidoglycan biosynthetic process; UDP-N-acetylgalactosamine biosynthetic process. Gene Ontology annotation, molecular function: UDP-N-acetylglucosamine 1-carboxyvinyltransferase activity.